AAGAGGAGUAGGCGGCAGCAUCAUCAGUGGAAGAUUAGUUUUGGACAUUAUUUAUUAGGAAUGACUUACAGCAAGAUGGGAGCCGUACAUACAAUAGAAUCAAUCACAAGGCAUAAGUUGCAAAAAAAUUUCUUCUAAUUCCCACAGCUCGUUGGUUCAUCAUAAAAAAAUAUUUAGUAUAUUCCGUAUUCCAAAAAAUAAAGUUUGGAAAGAAUGUGGAAAUAAGGGCGUUCCUUGAUUUAGGAACAUUGUGAUAAAGAUUAGCUAUUAAUUUGGCAGUUCAAUAAUUUCUAUUUCUAAAAUAGCAUAUUCUGUGUUUUCCAUGGUUAACAUGAGAUGUUCGGUUGUUUUUGUAUUUGUUGUAAUUGUAAGUGAUUUAGUCCGGUGAACAUUGAGGUUAUCUAACAAAGUGAGAGACAGGAAAAAGGAAUCGUUAUUAUCAUUUUGUCUCUAAAUACCCCCAAAAAUUAAAAUCUGACCGUUGCUGGCUGUGCGUAUCAUUCGACUGUGCUUCACGACAACGUGAUAUAGUGAUUUCUCCAAAACAAUACACAUCUUUUGCUGUACUCAUCACAAGAAACUACAGAGAGCCAACAAAUGGACGAGCGGGAGGAGAUCCAACAGAACAAUAUGAUAUCGAACUUGCCGCUGCUUUUUGCAAACGGCUACCCGACAUCAUUGGAUAAAAUCACAGAGUCUCAGUUAGAAAAAUUUAUACCAUUUAUGGUGCAAUGUUCCUUGGGCCACAUCAAUUUGCAAGGUCAGGUGGAGUGCAGCGAACCAGAAUGGUGGCCCGAAGACUUGCCGUUUUGUAUUCCACUACGGAAGCCGAAGACAUUUCACGGCAAUUGGGUUGGGAAAUUGAAAGAAGUAGUUCUGAUAUGUUACCAAUUCCACAAAAGUGUUUUUCUGCUGAGAUUUUGCAAUGACUUGUCCUCCUAUGAACACGCAAGCCUUCGCUUCAUCAACAAUUACAAUUCCACGACGUCACUAUUCGAUCGCAGGAGCAACAAACUAUUGGUAACGUUUCGCAAUGAAAACAUGUCCUACGACCAGCCGCAGAGGCUCAGGAAGUGUCUACUCCAGCAAAAGUCGAAAAAUGGUCUCUCAGCAGUAAACUCGUUGCAGCAGAUGGUGGAACCUGCCCCCUUUGACAUAUAUCUUUGUGAUAAUUGUGACGCAGAACUCUAUUCUAAGGAAGCAAUUUUGGUCCACGAGAAGACCUGCAGUGUAGAGGACGAUGAUGACGUCAUCCUUUGUGACACUCCAGAGCCUGAACCCGAAUGUAGCAAUACACUGGAAGACAACGAACAGCGCAUCGGAUUCUUACUAAACUUUAACCUGCAAUGCCGAACAGCCAAAAAUCCAAUAGAACCCGUACAGACAACUAAAGAAAUAGAAACGCCAUGCAAUGGAACCCCAACUGAAAACCUGAAGGUGGAUAGCCGAUUUAAAAUUGUAGAUAAGAAAAAAAGGAUAUCGCGACGAAGUCGGGCUGUGCAUUCAGUAUGGCGUUGUCCCACAAUUCCCCUUUCUUCGCCUGCCGGUCAGCUUCUAUUGCGAUCAACAAAAACUUCCAUUACACCUGAAUAUCUCAGCGAACGCCUGGAUCGAAUAGAACGAUUCUGCCAGGCGCCACUAUUGUCUAAAUUGACGACACGACCCAAGUUUUUGGAGAAAAAGCAGUCCACUUCCACGCCACAUUGUAGUUUUAAAAAGCCACAAGAUUAUAGUACCCAUCUAUAUAUAUUUCCUCGUCGCCAGUUCUCUCAAAAGCGACGAACCGAAAAUGUAUUACUCUUCAACUCAAAUCUGCUGAGACGCUGCAAGCCAAUAUCGGUGCGUUUGAAAAAGAUAAACGAAGCGCAACAGAGUAACCCAAGCACCAAACUUAACAUUAAACUGACACGGGACAACUGCCGCAGUUCAAACUGGAAAAUAUCAUCGUGUCCAUCGGCGGAAAUUAUCGUCGAUACAAUUGACUUGUGUUCUUCCGAUGAAGAGGAGGACAAUCAGAUUAGCUACCGGGCACCCAAUAUAUCGUACAUCAUAGACUAUUAGCAUACACUACUACAUAUGACUAUAUAUUGUAAUAAUAACCAUAUAAACGGUCAAAUCGGUGAACUCACUCAUCGGCGAAUCAUUAUCAUACUGUAUACUUUUGAUAUCCAAACGUAUGCCAUUAUUUAAACCAGAGUAAGAUUGUCAGUAUGUCAAACCUUAAAUGGCCAAUGCAUGAUGCAGAUUAUCCAAUGCGAGACGAUAAAAUCCACACCAGCAAUCCGGGAGGAAUAACGUCUGUAUAGGGGAUCUAUAUCACGCGGCCGUAAGAAUGUCAGUAUUUGAUACGAUUAGUAAAGUGCGUUCAAAGAUUGGACACCAUUGGCUGCAACGCCUAAAUGUUUGACAUACGCAUUGCAAUACAAACAACAUUCUUCAUACCUACAUACAUACAAAUAAUACCAAUCAAUUAUUUCCUUUUGUUUUCUUGUUAAAAAUGAACUCAUUUUCUGUUUUGUUUGAGAGAAUAACGAAUAUUUUUCUACCAGAACAACCAUUAAGACUAAUUUUCAUUAAUUUAUUUUGUAAUGUUAUAUCCUUAGCUGAAAAUAAAUACACAUGUAAACUUA
Musca domestica (house fly) is the source of this 2630-nucleotide messenger RNA. RefSeq lists its product as uncharacterized. The transcript has 2 exons. NCBI's taxonomy places the organism in Eukaryota, Metazoa, Arthropoda, Insecta, Diptera, Muscidae. The coding region runs from base 598 to 2061 and encodes 487 amino acids. The record is from RefSeq and is a predicted model, not a curated record.